UCCCGCUGCUCCCGGUGCUCCGCGUCCCUCUGCGUCUCGCUGCUGCCCCGCGCCUCGCCGCCGACACACCGCCACCAUGGAGGCCAUCAAGAAGAAGAUGCAGAUGCUGAAAUUGGACAAGGAGAAUGCCAUCGACCGCGCCGAGCAAGCGGAGGCUGACAAGAAGCAGGCGGAGGAUCGCUGCAAGCAGCUGGAAGAGGAACAGCAGGGCCUGCAGAAGAAGCUGAAGGGCACUGAGGAUGAGGUGGAGAAGUAUUCUGAGUCUGUCAAGGAGGCUCAGGAGAAGCUGGAGCAGGCAGAGAAGAAAGCUACAGAUGCUGAGGCUGAAGUGGCUUCCCUCAACCGCCGUAUCCAGCUGGUAGAGGAGGAGCUGGACCGUGCCCAGGAGCGUCUGGCCACUGCCCUGCAGAAGCUGGAGGAAGCUGAGAAGGCAGCUGAUGAGAGCGAGAGAGGCAUGAAGGUCAUCGAAAACAGGGCCAUGAAAGAUGAAGAGAAGAUGGAACUCCAGGAAAUGCAGCUGAAGGAGGCAAAGCACAUAGCCGAGGAGGCUGACCGCAAAUAUGAGGAGGUUGCCCGCAAGCUGGUCGUCCUUGAGGGAGAGCUGGAGCGCUCAGAGGAGAGGGCAGAAGUGGCGGAGAGUAAAUGUGGUGACCUAGAGGAGGAGCUGAAAAUUGUCACCAACAACUUGAAGUCCCUGGAGGCCCAGGCUGACAAGUAUUCCACCAAGGAGGAUAAGUACGAGGAGGAAAUCAAGCUUCUAGGGGAAAAGCUGAAGGAGGCUGAGACCCGGGCGGAGUUUGCAGAGAGGUCUGUGGCGAAGCUGGAGAAAACCAUUGAUGACCUAGAAGAUGAAGUGUAUGCGCAGAAGAUGAAGUACAAAGCCAUCAGUGAGGAGCUGGACAAUGCACUUAACGACAUCACCUCCCUCUGAGCCCCACGCUGGGCACCAGCACUGCACCCACUCCCUGCCUGUCUCUCCUCUCCCCAGCUCGGCUGUUUGCCUGCCUGGCCAUCCCACCUCCCUCCAUACCCUCUCUGUCCUCCUCUGUCCUACCUAGCCUGUGCCUGUCCAUCAGCUCCUUUGGGACAGGAGCUGACCUGGGGUGUUCCCGCUUUACCCCUCUUUGGGGAGACAAGAUGUAGGUGCUUAGAGCUGUUUGUUCAGGGCAGGAGAGCAGCCCUACAUACUGACUGGACAGUGUAGUUGUAGGCCCAUGCCACAGCAUUGCCCUGGGGAUUAGGACUGUGCCCAGAAGCCCUUUGUUCCAGCAGCUCCCUCCUUGGCUCCCCAGCAGCAGAAGCACUGGGGACCCUGCAGCUCCGGGGCUGGGGGGCC
Sturnus vulgaris (Common starling) is the source of this 1336-nucleotide messenger RNA. It is a transcript of the gene TPM2, whose product is annotated as tropomyosin 2. NCBI's taxonomy places the organism in Eukaryota, Metazoa, Chordata, Aves, Passeriformes, Sturnidae. The record is from RefSeq and is a predicted model, not a curated record.